AUGUAUCGACAACGGCUAUCUGGUGUUUCAAACAGCCCACCAAGCAUGCGCUCUCCGCCCCGAAACCGCACAUUUCAUCCAUACACGGACCCGGUGGCUGGCUAUCAAAAUCAGGCGUCAGGACCCAACCUUGAGCGUGGCUACGGGUGGACUCCAUCCCCUCAACAGCAACUAGGUCAACGAGUACCUGAUACUCAAUCACAGAGAGCAGACCACUUGCUUGCUACAAGGCGCCUCACAUACGCUGAGGUUCUCCAGAAACAGACGCCUUUUGCCAACCAGUACAACUCAGCACGUCCAUCAGGGCUUGGCUCCAUUCUCGCUGAGAAUAUGCAGCCUUGGGCCCCCCCUCGUCGCGGUCCCGGCACAGUAGAUGUCCCCUCGGAUCAAGACCCCUCAUCCUAUGAAAGGAUAUUCGCGAUGUACACUAAUGGGGGCAACUCAGAAGGUGCGCGCGAGCCAUCUCCUUAUCACAACAGCAUAGCUUCCGGAAGUUCUGUGUUGCCAACACCUUCGGGACCAGUGCAUGGAAAUCUGGGGAAUGAUGAUGAACCCUGGUCGACUGUCCACCAGAGAGGAUACGAAAACCGUAUGGGGUUAAUAAGGCCGCAUCUUCCAUCAAUGCCGCAAAUGGAUCCAAGUGCAUUUCAAGACAAUCAUGCCAGCGAAGGCACUUAUUUGACUUCCCCCGACCUGUACAACCUAUCGCAUGUACAGUGCUUCAACAAGGACAUCCAAAGCACAAUCCAGCCUGUCCAGCCUACCAGAACCAACAGUGGAUACGGACAAGCCGACUAUGGAGUUACCAAAAACACAAAUCAUCUGAGAGCUCCAAGGCAGGUCCCCAACCAGCGUGCUUCGGGCGGUGUUAAUACCCACCGGGUCAAUACCAACCCUGUUGCCCGGUCGGGUGAUGGUCGCUCCUACGGUUCCCCUUCGACUACCUCGAUGCAUCGCGACUCUCUGCAUUGCCCUCACUGCGACACAAAGUUCACAGGAAAUAAGUAUGGGAAGGGAAAUCUUGCUAGGCACAUUCGCCAUAAGCACCAAGACCAUCCUAAGAUUUCUUGCGGAUACUGUGGUGAACUGUUUCAGCGAACUGAUGCCCGUCUCAAACAUCACCGGAAAAAACACCCAGAGCUCGAGCCUCCCACGCCAAACUCUCAAAGGUCGGGGCAAAGUAGCACCCAAACCCGGACCGGCCCAACACACGACGUACACAGCAAUGAAAGUCGCAGCUUCAAUGGCUUUGAGGCAUUCCAGGACUACUUUUACUACCCUGGAAACAUGGGACAACCAGAACCACAUCCUGAUGACCUCCGUGGACUUACAGAUUCGUAA
Messenger RNA from Bipolaris oryzae ATCC 44560, 1341 nucleotides. RefSeq lists its product as uncharacterized. NCBI's taxonomy places the organism in Eukaryota, Fungi, Ascomycota, Dothideomycetes, Pleosporales, Pleosporaceae. The coding region runs from base 1 to 1341 and encodes 446 amino acids. The record is from RefSeq and is a predicted model, not a curated record. The transcript is spliced from 2 exons.